AUGGCUCUACAAAGACGUGGAAUCCUGACACAGCCGGUUACUUGUGCACGAUGCGGGGAGCAAGAAUCAGCGGAGCACCUAUUCUUACAGUGUGAUUUUGCCAGACAAGUCUGGAGCUUACUCCCGACUACUAGACCGCUUCGCAAUAUGAUGGCGGACUUUGAUCAUGUUCUGAGCUCCUCAGCGGAAUUGACAUGCCUCCCUCCUACGGGAAUCUCCGGUAAUAUCUUCUCAUGGGUUUGUUGGUGUAUUUGGACUGCACGGAAUCGCUUGAUUUUUGAAAACAGGACACUAGAUGCAGAAGAGGUCAUCUGCUCUGCUCUGCGACUAGCACGUGAAUGGCAUAAUGCCCAGUUAACCAAAUCACAAGCGACAGGAACAGUGAGGAACGACUACACUCCUGUACAGGCAAAUGCAUCGACACGACUCUAUACUCUGCAUACAGACGCUGCGUGGAGAGCACUUGAUAGAACUGCAGGGUGUGGAUGGAUUAUAUACAACCCAGACGAGAGAGGAACGACUACAGGCACAUCGACGGAACUCUGUGUCGCAUCACCAUUGAUGGCGGAAGCUCUAGCUGUACGGGAAGCCCUGCUGCAAGCGAAAGCCCUCCAUCUAUCCAAUAUCUGCCUCAAAUCAGAUAAUCAAGUGCUCAUCAAAGCACUAAACUCGAAGCAACAUCCGGUGGAGAUCUACGGAAUCAACUUGGAUAUCGAGAGCCUAUCUUUUUCUUUUUCUUCUAUUUCCUUCGUUUAUGUCUCUAGAAAUUCGAAUUCGGCUGCAGAUGCACUUGCAAAGUCUGCUUUGUACUCUGUGAACUACUAG
Raphanus sativus (radish) is the source of this 825-nucleotide messenger RNA. RefSeq lists its product as uncharacterized. The transcript has a single exon. The record is from RefSeq and is a predicted model, not a curated record. Lineage: Eukaryota; Viridiplantae; Streptophyta; Magnoliopsida; Brassicales; Brassicaceae. Gene Ontology annotation, molecular function: RNA-DNA hybrid ribonuclease activity; nucleic acid binding. The coding region runs from base 1 to 825 and encodes 274 amino acids.